GCUUACAACGCGGGCACUACGACCAAACGGACCAAUAUAAUUGCUGUAAAUUGAAACGGUUUUAGAGAAUGACCUAACAAAAUUCCCUGUACGCACCACCGAGGUAUAUAAAAAUACACAUAUGAGCGCAAAAGUUUGAAGAUUGUAGCCAUUCGAAGAAGGAAGUUAGAUACAUUUUACUCCACUAACAAAAUGAGAGAGAUUGUUCAUUUACAAGCAGGGCAGUGCGGUAAUCAAAUUGGCGCAAAGUUCUGGGAGGUGAUUAGUGAUGAGCAUGGCAUUGACCCCACUGGAAGUUACAAUGGGGACAGUGAUCUUCAGCUGGAAAGAAUUAAUGUGUACUACAAUGAAGCUUCAGGUGGAAAGUAUGUGCCACGCGCAGUACUUGUGGACUUGGAGCCUGGGACGAUGGACUCUGUGAGGUCAGGACCAUUCGGUCAAAUCUUCAGGCCUGACAACUUUGUUUUCGGUCAGAGUGGCGCAGGUAACAACUGGGCCAAGGGCCACUACACUGAGGGUGCAGAGCUGGUUGACUCUGUCUUGGAUGUGGUGAGGAAAGAGGCUGAGAGCUGUGACUGCCUGCAGGGCUUCCAGCUCACCCACUCCCUGGGAGGUGGAACCGGCUCUGGCAUGGGCACCCUGCUCAUCAGCAAGAUCCGUGAAGAGUACCCCGACCGCAUCAUGAACACUUUCAGCGUGGUGCCCUCCCCUAAAGUGUCAGACACUGUGGUCGAGCCCUACAAUGCCACCCUAUCAGUCCACCAGCUGGUAGAGAACACAGAUGAGACCUACUGUAUCGACAACGAAGCGCUCUACGACAUCUGCUUCCGUACCCUCAAACUCACCACGCCCACCUACGGAGACCUCAACCACCUGGUGUCUGCGACCAUGAGUGGGGUCACCACCUGUCUCCGCUUCCCCGGCCAGCUCAACGCUGACCUGCGCAAACUGGCAGUCAACAUGGUGCCCUUCCCCCGUCUCCACUUCUUCAUGCCUGGCUUUGCCCCCCUCACCAGCAGGGGCAGCCAGCAGUACAGAGCCCUGACGGUUCCAGAGCUCACUCAGCAGAUGUUUGACUCGAAGAACAUGAUGGCCGCCUGCGACCCUCGUCACGGCCGUUACCUCACCGUGGCUGCAGUCUUCCGUGGGCGCAUGUCCAUGAAAGAGGUGGACGAGCAAAUGCUGAACGUACAGAACAAGAACAGCAGCUACUUCGUUGAAUGGAUCCCCAACAACGUCAAGACUGCAGUCUGUGACAUUCCUCCCCGUGGCCUCAAGAUGGCUGCCACCUUCAUUGGAAACAGUACUGCCAUCCAGGAGCUGUUCAAGCGCAUCUCUGAGCAGUUCACAGCUAUGUUCCGCCGUAAGGCUUUCCUCCAUUGGUACACAGGAGAAGGCAUGGAUGAGAUGGAGUUCACUGAGGCAGAGAGCAACAUGAACGACCUGGUUUCUGAGUAUCAGCAGUACCAAGACGCCACUGCAGAGGAGGAGGGCGAGUUUGAAGAGGAGGGUGAAGAGUUGGCUUAAAUUGUCUGUUUUCUUUCCUUGUGAAACAUCUGACUGGUGUUUGUUUUUCACUUCAUGUUUCCUUAUCUGACAACCUUCAGCUGUACUAUUUCUUUUAUUUUAACUUUUUUUUUUGUUUACUUCAAAUAAGAGACAUGGUUAAACACUUGUUUGUUAUUUAAUACGAUCAUGGGUAAUGUACAGUAAGGGAAGCUAAUGGUGAUUUCUUAUAAAUGUAUACUAUAAUGUUACAGUAAUUUGUGAGGGAGGUAAUGGUGAAAUUUGUUUCCUAUGCAGUUCAGCUAUACUGAACAAAUAUACAUGCAACUAUUUUGAGUUACAGUUCAUAUAAGGAAGUCACUUGAAAUAAAUUCAUUAGGCCCUAAUCUAUGGAUUUCACAGACAGAUGCAUAUCUGCAUUUCCAGCUGUCACAGAUUCCCAAAAAGGGGGUGUUGGCCAGUGUCUGUGACCACCAUUUGCUGCAUGCAACGUGAUACAUAAUUCAGAGUUGAUCAGGCUGUUCCUUGUGGAAUGUUGUCCCACUCAACUUCAAUGGCUUUGUGAAGUUGACGGAUAUUGAUGGGAACUGGAAUGUGGUUGUACAUGUCUAUCCUGAACAUGCUUAAUGGGUGACAUGUCUUAAGUAUGCAGGCCAUGGAAAAACUGGGACAUUUGUAGCAUCCAAGGAUUAGUGAAAUGAUCUUUGACAUGGAGCUGUGCGUUAUUGCGCUGAAACAUACGGUGGCUGCUAUAUGGCACAACAAUAAGCCUCAGUAUCUGCAUUCAAAUUGCCAUCGCUAAAAUGCAAUUGUGUUGUCCGUAGCUUAUGCCUACCCAUAUCAUUGGGCACUGUUCACCACUGCACUUCAACACAACGCCAUACACGUCUGCAGUUGUGAGGCUGGUUGGACGUACUGCCAAAUUCUCUAAAGAUACAUUGAAGGCAACAGAUCUGGACAUUGCUGCAGUCAGCAUGCCAAAUGUAUGCUCCCCGGGGAAGCAGGUAGCCAAGUGGUUAGAGCGUUGGGCCAGUAACCGAAAGGUUGCUGGAUCGAAUCCCUGAGCUGACAAGGUAAAAAUCUGUCUGAGCAAGGCAGAUAACCCACUGUUCCCUGGGUGCCAAAGACUGAUUAUGGCAGCCCCCUGCACUUCUGAUUCAGAGGGGUUGGGUAAAAUGCGGAAGAUGCAUUCAGUUGAACAAUUGACUACCCCUUUCAACUUGAUCUGUGACAAAAUGGCAAAUUUUUUGCGGCCCUUUUUUCCAGCACAAGGUGCACCUGUGUGAUCAUGCUGUUUAAUCAGCUUCUUGAUAUGCCACACCUGUCAGGUGGAUGGAUUAUCUUGGCAAAGAAUAAAUACUCAAUUGCCGGGAUUUAAACAUAUGUGCACAAAAUUUGAGAGAAAUAAGCUUUUUGUGUUUAUGUAAACUAUCCGGAAUGUUUUAUUUCAGUUCAUGAAACAAACACUUAACAUGUUGCAUUUAUAUUUUUGUUAAUUGUAGUUGUACACAAGCCUUUGAACGGUAUUCAUGUUUGUUUUAGAGAAUAUUGUUAUUUGCAAUACAUUUUUUAAAGUUAAAUAUUGGAUCUCAAGGAUUUUGGUUCCUAAAAGGCAAAUAUGUAGCCGAUUCAAAUCUGGUUAGGAAAAUCCCAUACUAAGAGCAUCUGCUAAAUGACUAAUAUCGAGUUUGAGCAUGAAACCUAAAACAAUGGUGCAAAAUUAUUUUAAUUCUAGUGAGGUCAAGGCCCAUGCAAUCUCCUAUUCUUUAUUGCUAAACAUUAUGUAGGUAGGACUACAAUAUAAUACAAAAUGUGAAAUUCCUUUCCUGAAAAGGGGUCAUCGGGCCCAGUUUGUCAGAACAUUCAACCCUGAAAUCUCAUUAAAUUGAGUUCCCCCUUCACUUUAGAUUAUAUUUUGCCCAAAUGUCAUUGGAUCAUAUAAAAUGAUAUUUGUAGCAUAUGAUGUAUGUUAGAGAUUUGGUUCAACUCUCUCUUAACUACAUCCAAAAAUGAGGGACCAAAUCUGAAGAAUGAGCAGCAUUUAACGCUACACAAUUUUGAUCUGGAUUUAAUGUUUUGGAGAAACUGUGUUCUCUUUAACUGUUGGGCUCCCGAGUGUCGCAGCGGUCUAAGGAACUGCAUCUCAGUGCAAGAGGUGUCACUACAGUCGUCCGGGUUUGGCCGGGGUAAGCGAUCAUUGUAAAUAAGAAUUUGACUUCCCUAGUUUAAAAAAGUACAAAUGAACUGUUCAUGUCAUGUGAGAGUAGUCGGUUGUCUUUUCACCCAAAUACCACUAGGUGGCACUAAUUGUUCUUUGCCCAGAAUGCCAGGGACGAGAUGAAUGGCAGAGGCCAGGGUUUAUGAUGAAGCACACCUAUGCGCAAGGCGACGUUAAGGGCGGGCACAAUAGGGCUUGGCCCCACCCUACCGUAUCUCCUUGUCUUUACAAAUAAAUAAAUAAAUCAAAUAUUGACAGAGACGCGCGCCGACAGAAAGACCCAUCAGUCUCAUCUAAAGCAUCGGAGCGAGCGAAACAGCGCCCCUCUGUCUCCGUAGACCAUGUAUCUGAAGCUGUCUGGACAAAAUGAGUAUUGAAUGUCAUACUUUUUCUGAAUUGACAGCUUCAGAUGGUAUUGUACAUUGGCUACAUAUCGGUAAACGGGCGCUGUUUCGCUCGCUUGUUUCAGCAGAGGAGAAUAAGCGAAAGGGCUCACUCUCUCACAAAUAAAAAUGGGCAUAAUAUGUAGACCUAUCUUCUCGCCUGCAUUUUCGCCCUUUACAAUCUAUGACAAUCCCGGCGUUGGGACAAUGACUUGUAUUGUUAGGGCGGGAAAUGAGCAUCUCAUCAUUAUAUAGAGAUUUCUGGUUUCAGCCAUUUGCGAAUUAGAAAGGAAAGUUGGUGGGUGCACAGUGCACUGUUUGGACGCUGGCUUCCCCUACAGUAAAUACAAAAAUCGAAAUACUUUACCAGAGAGCUUGAUUUAGCCACAGAUGACCAUUAGCUUAUUUGUGCGCAAUAGGCCUAGCUGUUUAUUGAGUUGUGUCAGUCAGUGAAAAUCACCUAAAAUGUGGGAAGAUAAUGUCUUUUGAGUAUAAUUUAAAAUGUUGAGAAAAGUAGAAGGGGAAGGGUGUAUGGGUGAAGAUAUGGGCAUCUCUCUCCAGAAUGCCUGCACUCAGCUCUCCAGAAUGUGCUCUGCUGUCUCCCGACAAUUAAUGGACAUUCAUUGUGUGUGUGGUUUGCCCUUUGAUUGUUUAUUUUGAUCAAUUCACCAUUACAUAUGUCACUAGUAGGCCUAGUAAAUGUACCCUUAAUCCACACAAUUUAGUUACAUUUAUUUAUGUGAAUGCAUGAAUUAGAGUCAUUUACCAUUAUCA
This is a messenger RNA of Oncorhynchus kisutch (coho salmon), 4881 nucleotides long. Its product is annotated as tubulin beta-4B chain-like. Lineage: Eukaryota; Metazoa; Chordata; Actinopteri; Salmoniformes; Salmonidae. Gene Ontology annotation, cellular component: microtubule. The transcript is spliced from 4 exons. The record is from RefSeq and is a predicted model, not a curated record. Gene Ontology annotation, biological process: microtubule-based process. Bases 193 to 1527 code for a protein of 444 amino acids. Gene Ontology annotation, molecular function: GTPase activity; structural constituent of cytoskeleton; GTP binding.